This is a messenger RNA of Colletotrichum costaricense, 873 nucleotides long. RefSeq lists its product as uncharacterized. The transcript has a single exon. The coding region runs from base 1 to 873 and encodes 290 amino acids. The record is from RefSeq and is a predicted model, not a curated record. Lineage: Eukaryota; Fungi; Ascomycota; Sordariomycetes; Glomerellales; Glomerellaceae.
AUGGCACCGAAAUCAGACCCGUUCCCAGGCUUCACGGCCAUCACCGACCAGAUUUUCUUUCGCGAAGGUGAACCAGUAACAGAGGGCACGCAGCCAUCAGCAGAUCACCCAAGGGUCGUCAUCAUUUACAGCUGGGGCGACGCCAUACCAAAACACGUCUCCAAAUACGCCGAUGGAUUCCGCACACUCUUUCCGCACGCAAAACAGAUCGCCGUGCUCUCGCCCAUCGUCAAAGCCAUGAGAGAGGACCUUCAGACCCGCUCCAACAACAUGAAGCCCAUCAUCGAAGCCGCCUAUCCCUCGACAACGUCCGGAACACCAGACCCCAACGAAGAUGCGGUCCUCAUGCAUGUCAUGUCCAACACGGGCGGCAUCAACUACGCUGGAACGCUGCACGCCUACCAAGAGAGAUUCGGUCGCCCCAUGCCGCAUCGCCUGUCUAGCUACGACUCGACGCCCGGCAGCGUGAUCAUGACCUGGAACAACCUCAAGCGCUGGUCUCUGGCCAUGACCCUUGGCACCGCUGGUUGGUUUCCCUGGCCGUUCGUUGUGACACAGUGCAUCAUGGGCGUCUUCCUCCUUCUGAAUCACAGCUUCGAGCACCUCACCGGCCGGGAAAGCGCGCCUGUCUUCAGCGUCGCGGCCAUUGGCGACACGAAGUAUGUUUCCAAGGGAUCCCGCAAACUGUAUCUGUAUAGCAAGGAGGAUCCGCUCAUUGGCUGGGAGGAUAUCGAGGAGAAUAUGGCCGAGUCGAAGGGCAAGGGCUACGCCUAUGAUGCGGUGCGUUUCGAUGGCAGUGGCCAUGUUGGGCAUAUGCGGAUGCAUCCUGACCAGUACUGGAACGCUAUUGCAUCGGCUUGGAAAGAAACGUGA